GACUCAAAUUCUACCAACCAUGUCUGCUCCCACACCCAUCCAACUACUUCAUGAGCCGCUUGGAGACUUUUACAGUAGAAGGUUGCUAUUGCAUAAGCCACUGUACCAAACACCAACAGCAGCAGCUCCUCCAGUACCUGAAAACAACCAAAAUUCUUCAGAUGUUUAUGCUGGUGACAACACCUUUGAUGCAAAUGUUGUGCUGGUUCUUUCAGUCCUCUUGUGUGCCCUGAUUUGCUCACUGGGAUUAAAUUCCAUCGUUAGGUGUGCUUUAAGGUGCUCAAGUUUAGUAGCCACAGAGGCUGGUGCAGAUUCAUCUGCUCGUCUAGCCAACACAGGUAUCAAGCAAAAAGCCUUGAAAACUUUUCUGACAGUAAACUACUCUGCCAAUCUGAAGCUGCCCGGCUUGGACACAGAGUGUGCCAUAUGCCUAUCAGAGUUCAACCCUGGUGAAAGAGUACGGCUUCUGCCCAAGUGCAACCAUGGAUUCCAUGUCCGGUGUAUUGAUAAGUGGCUUAGCUCACACUCAUCUUGCCCUACAUGCCGGCACUGCCUCAUAGAGACUUGCCAAAAGAUUGUUGGUUGCAGACAAGCUAGCUCAUCACAAACUCCUCCGCCAGUGCAAGAAACCAUUGUGAACAUAGUACCACUAGAACCUGAAGAUAGUGGAAGAUAUGCACAUCUUAUGGGCACAUCCCCAACGGGCAGUUCCUGCAACAGGUUUGUUGGGUGGGCAUGGACUAUGGAGCCAAACUCCAACAUGUACCUGAAGCUCACGUCGUCUGCUUCAGGCAACUCCAUCUGUGGACCUCCUCUAUCAAGCUCUUAGAGAAGGACUCGCACGCCUUCUUAGCCGCCACGAGACGCCUAUGCUUCCGACUCCGAUCACCACAGCAAAGCUCAACCCAACACGCAAAACAUUGGGUGCACUCAGAUAAAUGUGCUAUUUAUUU
This is a messenger RNA of Rubroshorea leprosula, 953 nucleotides long. NCBI's taxonomy places the organism in Eukaryota, Viridiplantae, Streptophyta, Magnoliopsida, Malvales, Dipterocarpaceae. The record is from the annotation of a GenBank genome assembly.